GUUGACGCACGCUCCAUGAUCUUCUGGAACUAGAGAUCCUUUGGCGUUCGAAACUGGGUGGGAGGUGGAGGUGCGCCUUGUCUCCCUCGGGGGAGCGGUGGGGGUGGGACCGCCUCCGAGGGAAUUGCCUCUGUUGUGGGGGUGGCGCUCGUAAGUCGUCUGGUCUCCGCCUUCCCCGUUCUUCCUCCUCCCACUCCGCCAGCCAUGGACCCCCCGCCAGGGGAUGUGGACCUCCGGCGCAGAGCGUUGGAGGAAGACAACAUAGCGUCCGCUGGGGUGUUUCCACCUCUGAUAAACCCUUCACAACACACUUUGAGCACAACCAUCAAGACUUCUCUUAAAAUGAGAGCUCAAGGACUAGGAUUAAUUAUUUUCCAACAUGGGCCCUACCUCCAGAUAGCCAACCUUGUGGAGAAAGGAACUGCUGCCAAGGAUGGAAGAUUAAAGCCAGGUGAUGUUUUGAUUUCGAUUGGCCAUUCAAAUGUAUUAGGAUAUACACUUCGGGAAUUUUUACAGCUUUUGCAUCAUAUCCCCAUAGGUGCAAUACUCCAAAUUAGAGUUUACCGAGAUUUUAUUGAUAUACCACCAGAAUGGCAAAAUAUAGAUGACUUAAUCCCUGAGACUAAGCCUGCCAUAGUAAUAGCUAACACAUCAAGGAAAUAUGAAGAAAAAGAUACAUCUUUCUCGAGUAGUGAAGAUGAUGAAGAUGUAGACUUAGAUAAACGAUUUAAGUACUAUAGAUCACCACAAUCAUUUCGCCGUCAUCCUAUAAAGAAGCUCUCAUCAAUCUCUACUGAAUGGCAUGGAUAUAAAAAAAAGAACCAUAUGUUUACUGUAGGAGAAGACAUUGGAUGUGAUGUUAUGAUUCAUAAGGAUUUGGAUGAGAAGAAGGCGGAUGUUCCAAAAGACUUUAGAGCACCUUCCCCAUAUUGGACAAUGGUAAAACAAGAUAGUGACAUUUCUUCUUCUUCCUCUUCUACAUCAGAUGCAUUUUGGCUUGAAGACUGUGCCUAUGCUCAACAGGAAAAGGACCAACAUUUUACAGCAUAGGAACUGACCUAAUUCUAGAUUGAAAGUUUAAUUUUCCACGCCUUUGACAUGCUAUUUAAUUUUAGCACUCAUAUUUUACAAAAGGAUGCAUUCUUCCCAAUUGAAUGUAUAGAAGUAGUUGUAAUCCAGAAGCCUUAAUCUUUUUUAGGUAAUGUCAAAAUAUAACCAUAACUAGCUUUGUAACUCCAUUCCCAGAAGAGCAUUAAAAUCCAGAACACCCUAUGUACUUUGACUCCUUUCUGGAGAGAAUGCAUAUGAUUCCGUGAGAUGGGCAGAAUCAACUAUGAAGAAGUCAUAAUAUUGAUCUUCCCUUAAGGUAAAAGGAAUAGAUUUUGAUUCAAGUCAGUAUAUACAAAAAUAUAGAUGAUCAUUUAAUUAGAAAGUUAAUACUUUUAAAGGGCUUCUCAGAUUAUGUGAUCUACUGUAUUUAAGUAUUGGUUUAUAGAUUACAACUUCAGAGGAGAGCCCCAGUGAAGGGAAAAUUGAAGGUGAAUCAAUAACCUGAAUUGCUUAGAGAAAACAGGAUUAUAUUAAAUUUAUGCAAAUAUACCUACUAUGAAAGGAGAAAUCCAGUCACUUAAUUUUAUGUGGUAACUAUUUGUAUAAAUUGCUUAAAAAUCAUUGAUCUAAUAACAGUUCUGAAAUACUAAAUCAACUAUCCUGUUAGCCCUACCUAAAGUUUUCAAUUAUUUUCCACCCCUUCUCUACA
Sarcophilus harrisii (Tasmanian devil) is the source of this 1759-nucleotide messenger RNA. RefSeq names its product PDZ domain containing 9 (gene PDZD9). The record is from RefSeq and is a predicted model, not a curated record. Gene Ontology annotation, molecular function: protein binding. The transcript has 4 exons. The coding region runs from base 205 to 1050 and encodes 281 amino acids. Lineage: Eukaryota; Metazoa; Chordata; Mammalia; Dasyuromorphia; Dasyuridae.